Messenger RNA from Drosophila eugracilis, 1160 nucleotides. RefSeq lists its product as uncharacterized. The transcript has 5 exons. The record is from RefSeq and is a predicted model, not a curated record. Lineage: Eukaryota; Metazoa; Arthropoda; Insecta; Diptera; Drosophilidae. The coding region runs from base 478 to 1062 and encodes 194 amino acids.
AAGAAGCCUUGGAAAUGCCAACUUUCCAGGCAAGUAAAUGCAAUUGGCUAAAUGCAGCUUAGACAAGUGCUAGCCUCAACCCUAAUAUAUGGGGAAUUGGGAACAAAUUCGUCGAGUUUCAUUCGAAAAAGAAACCCCUUAGAACCUAAAACCGGCACAGCAAGACACCGCAAAACAAACAUGCAACACAUGCAACAUACUAAACUGAAUGGACUUUGGAUUUUAGCAGCAUAAGAGAAAGGGAAUCACGAGAAAAUGGAAGAUAAACGAAUAGAAUAAAGGAAGAACCCAAUGGAUAAUUAGCCCUAGUUCUACUUAGAGUCUGGAACUUUAGUUAGUAGCUGUGAACAUCUCGAGGCAAUCGGACGCGUUAAAGAAAAACUAAAUACAAAAAACACAAGAAGGAUAUAAGAAGGAUACAAAGAUAUAAAAAGGAUACCAAAUAAACAAAUUAAAGCUAAUUAAACCAUUUACAAAAUGAAGUAUUUUGAGUUCUUAAGCCUCUCCUCGGUGGGCCUCAGCAUAGCCUGUGGAGACCUAUUAAUAGCCCUAUCAAUAUUGGGACCCUCCAGCUAUUAUCUGUAUUUUGAUUUCAUGGAUAUCGAAAAAUGGGAACAGGAUACCGAAGUAGAAGCUUUAACUCCUUUUGGUACCUUCUUUUCCACAUUGGUGAACUAUCUAUGGGUACGAGAGUUUUCGCAGGUUUUCUACAUGACAGCAACUUUUAUAAUUUGGGUAAAGGCGUUGAUAAAUCUAAUGGUGGCCUGUCUUCUUGUCGAUGGCAUCAAGCAGAAACGACUCGUUUGUAUUGCUCCCUGGUUAAUCAAUUCUUGUCUAUCAAUGGCUGUUGAAACGGGCAUUUUUGUGAGUCUGGAGCUCAGAAUUGACGAAGUUGAUGCCGCAGUUGAUCGCAGGAUAUCGCGAAGUCUAAUCUUUGGAAUAUUCAUAGUACUCAAUGCAUUAUUUUCUUAUGGCAUCUAUGCUCUCUAUCGGAAGCUUAAGUCUGCGCCCAGUGAGAAUAUCGAAAUCAUUCCCCAGAGUCCUCACACAUUUAAUGCCUGAAAUUAUUUGGAAUCCUGGUAUACCCUUAGAGGUUUAACUUAAAUCCGUUGUCCAGGAAUUUAUUUUUUGGAAUAGGUAAAUAAAAAUAUAUUUGGAAA